This is a messenger RNA of Trifolium pratense (red clover), 1536 nucleotides long. Its product is annotated as haloacid dehalogenase-like hydrolase domain-containing protein 3. The coding region runs from base 533 to 1369 and encodes 278 amino acids. NCBI's taxonomy places the organism in Eukaryota, Viridiplantae, Streptophyta, Magnoliopsida, Fabales, Fabaceae. The transcript has 6 exons. The record is from RefSeq and is a predicted model, not a curated record.
AAAAUUAAGAGUGUGAGAUUUAGUCUACUCUUUCACAAUUUGGAGGUAUUUAUUUAUCAACCAAUGAGAACAAACCACAUAAGUAGUAUCUAUAAAGGCUACAACUAAUUUGUAAUCCACUUUUAUUUCACAUGUAUAUAAGUUGUUCUUGUUUGAUGAAUAAAUAUCCUCAAAUUAUAAAUGUAGUUUAAAAAAAAAUCUUAAAAAAUGGAAUUAUGUGACAGAAUUUUUAUUUAUUUUUUGUAGUGCGAUGUCCUUACGAACUAAGCUAAAUUUUUUCGUAUUUUAUUACAUUUUAUAUUUGUUGGUUAAAUUUAUCUUUAAUUUUUGUUAAUUAAUUACUACAUCUAUAUCUAUACUCACGUAGAAAUAACAAACCAUUUUCCGUUUCAAUAUCAAUUCAAUUCCAUGUGAGCGAGUAUUGUAUAAUCCAUGUGAGUAAGUGAUUAUAUAACUCGUUCUUUCUUCUUCGUAGAAGAGCACAACAAAAAGCUCUUUCACGUUUCCAAUGCGAAAAACAUAAUAACCAAACAUGGCCGUUAUGAUGAGUCGUUUCCGUGCUCUAACUUCCAAAUCCAACUCACUAACGUCACUCAACAAAUUCUGCCGCCGUUCGCCGUCGUACUCUUCCUCCGCGGCGGUGGUUACUGAAGAACAUGACACCAGCAGCACUUUUUUGAAAGAUUAUGCUGAUUAUAGAAGAUCUCUUUACGGUCCGAUUACUCAUAAAGCUCUUCUUGUUGAUGCUGUUGGUACUCUUGUUCUUCCUUCUCAACCUAUGGCUCAGAUAUAUAGGGAGAUUGGGGAGAAAUAUGGUGUGGAGUAUUCUGAGAAAGAGAUUUUGCAUAGAUACAGAAGAGCUUAUAGUCAGCCUUGGGGUAAAUCUCGUCUCAGAUAUGUAAAUGAUGGCAGGCCUUUCUGGCAAUACAUAGUGAGCCAAUCUACUGGCUGUUCCGAUGCUCAAUACUUUGAAGAACUUUAUAACUACUAUACGACAGACAAGGCAUGGCACCUAUGUGACCCUAAUGCAGGAGAAGUGUUCAAAGCUCUUAGAAAAUCAGGUGUAAAAUUGGCUGUUGUGUCAAAUUUUGACACUCGGUUAAGACCUCUCCUGCGGGCAUUAAAUUGUGAUGAUUGGUUUGAUGCUGUAGCGGUAUCAGCUGAGGUUGAAGCAGAGAAACCAAAUCCAACUAUAUUUCUUAAAGCGUGUGAACUAUUGGAUGUAAAACCUGAGGAUGCUGUUCAUGUUGGGGAUGAUCGACGGAAUGAUAUAUGGGGUGCUAGAGAUGCAGGCUGUGAUGCUUGGCUUUGGGGAAGUGAUGUUCACUCUUUUAAGGAGGUAGCACAGAGGAUUGGAGUCCAGGUCUGAAAAAGUAUCUCUAUGUAAUAAGUUCAAGAAUGUUAUGCAUAUAAAUAUAUAAAUAGUCCUUAGGCUAUAGAUACAAGGAUGUACUGUACAUGUCUGAACGAUAUGUGAGACUAUAACUUGAGAAACAGUGAUGAAGGUGUAGGUAAGAGCUUUUACAUUUCCAUUCA